CCAAAGAAGAGAAAGAGCAAAAAGUCCAAUUUCUCGAAACUAAAAUCAAACAGUUAAAUCUAAAAGAAACCCUUAGAGAAAAACUUGACUCAGAAAUAAAAAAAAUUAAAAGAAUAGAAACAUUCUCUACUUGGUUUAACGAUAUAAAAAUACUUGAAAGUUUUCAAAAAGACUUAAAUAGUGAUUAUCCUGCUGCCGAAAUACUUAAUAAUAUUUACACCACCGACUUACCUUCACUAACUCAAAAUUAUGAAAACAUAGCAAAAAGCAAGAUAAGGGUACCUUCUCAAUCUAAUCUCGAUGACUAUAUCAAACCAUUAGAUAUUGUUAGAGUGGAUAGAAAAGGAGGCGCUUAUCAACAUGUGGCUAUUUAUUUAGGAAAUAGAAAGGUUGUCCACAUUAAUAAUCCAUUGGGAAAUGAGGCUGAAAUAGAAGUUCAUCAUCCUUUUAUUCCUUUCAAAAGACUGGAACUAACAAGAAAGCAUAUUGAGAUAGCAGAGAAGGCUAGAUAUGGUGAAGGUAUUUGUCAACAGAAGAAUAUUAAUACAGUUAAUAAAGUAGUGAAGAAUUCUAAUUACUUAUUGCAAGCUAUCCAGGAAAGUAAUCAAUUUUUUGAAAACCUAGAAAAAGAGCAACAACCCCAAAUCCAAAUCCACCCCAA
Molecule: messenger RNA, 661 nt
Organism: Funneliformis geosporum
Lineage: Eukaryota; Fungi; Glomeromycota; Glomeromycetes; Glomerales; Glomeraceae
Source: the annotation of a GenBank genome assembly